Penicillium waksmanii is the source of this 2058-nucleotide messenger RNA. RefSeq names its product glutaminase family protein. The record is from RefSeq and is a predicted model, not a curated record. NCBI's taxonomy places the organism in Eukaryota, Fungi, Ascomycota, Eurotiomycetes, Eurotiales, Aspergillaceae. Bases 1 to 2058 code for a protein of 685 amino acids. The transcript is spliced from 2 exons.
AUGUUUCCUCGUGCCUGGAGGGCAAUCACCCUGGUGGCAUCAUGUUUGAUAUCUACCGCUAGCGGUGCUGUCACUUACUCUCCAGUACAGCCUCCAUCAUACCCUCUGGCGGUGCGCAGUCCAUACUUGUCGGCGUGGAUCCCGGGAAGCCUAGUCGAAUCUUUGCCCUCCCAUAAUGCCCAAUUUUGGGCUGGCAACAACCUGGUCUGGUCUGUCAUCGCACGGGUUGACGGCAACACAUACAAUUUGUUUGGUGUGGCCAGUCCCAACGAUGAAACGCAGUCCGCCACGGUGACUGCCGCUACGUACACCUCCACCCAUUCUACAUUCACCGUGACAGCUGGAUCGCGCGAGUUCACCCUCGACUUCUUCUCCCCCGUUUCGCCCAAGAAUUAUGUGCGCCAGUCGCUGCCUUUCUCCUACCUAACUGUAACCGUAACCGCAGGCGACUCUGCUUCCGUGCAAGUCUACACCGACAUUGAUUCCAGCUGGACCGGGCAGACCAGCGACUCGACUUGGAGUUACUCCACCAGCGGCAAGACGGGCGUGUUCCAGAUCGAGGCCACUGGGGCCUCAACUUAUUCGCAGAACAGCAAUGGUCAAGCACUGUGGGGCAGCGCCGUCUACGCCACCCGCCCGUCGGACAGCAGCACACUCUCCACCCAGUCGGGGCCGCGAGUCACCGUCCGAGACCAAUUUGUCAACAAUGGAACCCUCAGCGGGAAUCACGCCGCCUGGUCUUCGGGCGGAGUGGUGGGCUUCGCACAUGAUUUGGGCACCACGGCCAGUGCAUCGGCAGUGACUUUUGCUAUUGGACAUGUCCGCGAGGAGUCGAUUGACUUCCUCGGCGAGGCACAGACAGGCUACUACCGAGCCUCGUACAAAGGUACCACAGCUGCGGUGGUUCACUUUUUAGAUGAUUAUUCCUCAGCAAAGAGCGAAUCGACCGAUUUCGACGAUUUGAUCGAUUCUACCGGCACGUCUAGCUAUGGGUCAAAUUACUCGGAUAUCCUGGCUCUCUCUGUGCGACAGGUGUACGGAGGUAUCGAAAUCACCAUCCCUAAUGAUUCCUUAGACACGGACGAUGUGCGUGCUUUCAUCAAGGAGAUCUCCAGCGAUGGUAACAUCAACACUGUGGAUGUUAUCUACGCCACAUUCCCCAUCUUCUAUACCCUCAGCCCCGACUAUCUGAAGCUCCUGCUUCUUCCGGUCUUUGAGUACCAAGCUAGCGAUGCCUAUACCAAGGAAUAUGCAGUACAUGAGAUUGGCGCAAAUUACCCCAACGCGACGGGUCAUCCGGCCGAUGGCGAGGAAAUGCCUAUCGAAGAGAGCGGCAACAUCAUCAUCCUGACCUACGCAUACGAGAAAGCCUCCGGAAACACCGACUUAUCGGAUACCUACUCUGCACAGCUGAAACAACUUGCGGAUUACUUGUACGAGAAUGGUCUAUACCCAGCUUCGCAGCUCUCGCUGAACGACGCCCUGGGGGAAUUGGCCAACCAGACAAACCUCGCCGUGAAAGCCGCAGUGGGUCUAGCUACCUAUGGCGCACUCACCGAUCAGAAAAACUAUACCACGACAGGCCGGGAAUGGGCUGACAAAAUCUGGACAGAUCAUCUGGGGACAGAUGACGCUGGGACUCGCUUUCUGAUCCAGUACGACACCAGCCCGUGGUUCCUCGUCUUUAAUCACUAUGCGGACGUGCUCUUCGACCUUGAUGUCUUCCCAGAUGAGGCCUACAAUGCAACUACAGACUUUUAUCCCACGGUACGAGAAACUGCCGGGGUGCCUCUAGAUGGUGCUAUAGGCUGGGGCCAAACAAAUUGGCAAUCCUUCGUCGCUGCGACUGUUACUGGCGACACUCGAGACCUAUUCAUCAGUGACCUCCACGCUUAUCUGUCCAAUGGUCUGAACACGGCUCCCUGGUCGGAUCGUUAUUGGGUCGAGGCGAGUAAUGGGUAUUCUGCCGGACAAUCUUAUUCUUUCAGGGCACGUCCCACGCUAGGAAGCCAUUUUGCAUUAGCCGCUUUGUCAAGGGCGAACAUUUGGAGCUCUUGA